GUUUCCUUGCGUCACGAUGAUGCGUUCACUUUGGAUUUUUCAAAUCCUGCUACUGGUAGUCCUAGCAAAUCAGUCGGAAUCAAGCAAGACACACUUUCAUCGCUAUAUGAUGGGCGAAUAUAAAGCGCAGCACAAUCCAAAAACACAGAUGGACUACAAACGAACUCGUACUGCAAAAACUGAUGCUGAGGCGGUACCAGGUGAAAUAAAUGGUACUGUGCAUUAUGGCACCUCCAAGGAGCCCGUGGUGAGGUUGACUAAGUCAGGAAAGAAAGUACUGCUCCAUGAGCUAAUGGUUCGCAUCUAUCAACAUAACAAGUACAUUUGCAUGGGAACUGUGAUUUCCGAAAAGCUGGUGAUCACCGCAUCCACCUGUUUCGAUGAUGGAAGCCCUGAUAUAGUGUCGAUGAAGAUGUUCGACGAUGAAAUCCUCGACGGGUUUAAGUAUCCCCUGAACAAGACUUUCCUGAAGGGCGCCGAUUCUAUGCUAGUCGCCAUUAAACUACCGAACUCCCCCCACAAAUCCAGUGUAAUGGGCGACACAGUGAAGCUCUGCGACAUAGAACUGCCAAACUACAGUCCCGUUGAAUUGCCUCUUUGGAUUCGAAGUCGCCACAGCAUUCACUCGCAGAUAACUUACACAGAGCCCAUCCAGGAGUGCCGGCAUCGUCUGAAGGAUCCGAGAGGAGUUGUGGCCACCAGUACAAUGAUCUGUGUGAAGAAUAUGAAGUAUACUGCCCUAUGCCAGCACGCCGUUGGGAAUCCUGAUUCAUCACGAAGAAUAUGUGGCAUCAACGUGGCGGGCCAUAAUUGUCCCGCCUUCACUGGAGUCGAUUUAUAUCUUAGGGUCUACGAUGCUCUCGACUUCUCUAUAAGAGGCAUGGAAAUUAUUAAAAACAGCCAUAUAGAAGACACAAUAUUGUAAUUGUGAAAUAAAUAAAACACUUUUAAGUUGAUUUUUAAAAGCUUUA
Molecule: messenger RNA, 971 nt
Organism: Drosophila suzukii
Lineage: Eukaryota; Metazoa; Arthropoda; Insecta; Diptera; Drosophilidae
Product: seminase
Biological process (GO): proteolysis
Molecular function (GO): serine-type endopeptidase activity
Source: RefSeq, a predicted model, not a curated record